AUGCCGCCCAUUGCCAUUACACCUCCCAAUGAUGGCGAGACAGUCACAGACCUCACAAGCUCUGGCAUUCAGCACGCUCUUGAGAAGUCCGCUCCUUCGCAACUGAAGUCGGCAUCUCUCACAAACACCAUCACCGCCACACCUCCACCGGAACGGGAAACAAAGGCACAAGCUGACGAGCCACACCUCGCUGAACUGGACGCCUCCAAAGUACAAUGCACAUACACUGACGCCCCACGAUCUGUCCCUGCCCUUGGCUCUGCGGAGAUGGCCUCUCAAAAAGUUUGCACCGACCAUAUGAUCCAGGCCAAAUGGACUGUUGAGGAAGGCUGGGCCGCGCCGACGCUGCAACCCUAUGGUCCGAUCUCUCUUGCGCCCACCGCAUCAUGCCUGCACUACGCAACCGAGUGCUUCGAGGGAAUGAAGUUGUACCGCGGCCAUGACGGCAAGCUUCGCCUGUUUCGCCCAGAUCUGAACUGCAACCGUAUGCUCAUGUCCACGAACCGUAUCGCUCUCCCCGCCUUCCCGCCCAAGGAGCUGCUCAAGCUGAUUGUGAAGCUGUGCGAGACUGAUGGCGCGAAGUGGCUUCCCAAGGAUCGCCCCGGCAGCUUCUUGUACAUUCGGCCCACAAUGAUCGCCUCCGACCCAGCCCUUGGUGUUGAGCGACCGAAGGAGGCCCUCCUUUUUGUUAUUUUGUGCUGCUUUGCGCCUAUGGGCGACAUGUCUGGCGGCAUCAAGCUCCUCGCAUCCCAGGACGACAUGUGCCGUGCUUGGCCUGGAGGCUUCGGUUACGCCAAGGUGGGUGCCAACUACGGCCCUUCUCUCGUUGCACAAGGUGAAGCGAGAGCGAGGGGAUACCAUCAGAUUCUCUGGCUCUUUGGUGAGGACUGCACUGUAACCGAGGCCGGUGCUAGCAAUUUCUUCGUUGUUUGGCGGACAAGAGAAGGCAAGCUGCAACUCGUUACGGCCGACCUGAAGGAGCGCAUCGUUCUUGAUGGCGUAACACGCCGAUCUAUCCUUGAGCUUGCACGCACCAAGCUAGCACCGGGCCACGAGGAUCUCGAAGCUCUCGAGGUCGUCGAGCGCAAAUUCAAUGUUUUCGAGCUCGAGGAGGCUGCCAAGGAGGGUCGUCUGGUCGAAGCUUUUGCGGCUGGCACAGCUUGGUUUGUUACACCCAUCAGCCAGGUCCACUUCCGUGGCAACGAUAUUGAAGUCCCCAUGUCCAAGGGCAAUAUUGGUGCGUAUGCCGACGUGGUUAGGACAUGGCUGAAGGGCAUUAUGUGGGGUAGCGAUGGAAUGGAGAGCCACGAGUGGGGUCACGUUGUCAACGAACAGUAA
Ascochyta rabiei is the source of this 1338-nucleotide messenger RNA. RefSeq names its product Branched-chain-amino-acid transaminase. The coding region runs from base 1 to 1338 and encodes 445 amino acids. Gene Ontology annotation, biological process: L-leucine biosynthetic process; L-valine biosynthetic process. NCBI's taxonomy places the organism in Eukaryota, Fungi, Ascomycota, Dothideomycetes, Pleosporales, Didymellaceae. The transcript has a single exon. Gene Ontology annotation, molecular function: branched-chain-amino-acid:2-oxoglutarate transaminase activity. The record is from RefSeq and is a predicted model, not a curated record. Gene Ontology annotation, cellular component: mitochondrion.